Molecule: messenger RNA, 1533 nt
Organism: Mesocestoides corti
Lineage: Eukaryota; Metazoa; Platyhelminthes; Cestoda; Cyclophyllidea; Mesocestoididae
Source: the annotation of a GenBank genome assembly
AUGGCAGGAAUUAGACAAAGCAAAUUUAAACAUGUUCUUGGUAGACCACUAAAGCGAGCAGAAUGUUAUGAAUGCAUACCAAUCACUAGAAGCACCCAUGAUACUAACUUUUGUGCUGUUAACCCCAAAUAUCUCGCAAUUAUUACAGAGUCCAGUGGCGGUGGUGGAUUUACUGUUAUUCCCAUUGAAAAGGUCGGCCGAAUGCCGAAUACUUUGCCGAUGGUCGCCGGCCAUACUGCUGCUGUGAUUGAUAUCCAGUGGUGCCCACACAAUAAUGAUAUUAUUGCUAGUGGUUCAGAAGACUGUACCAUUAAGAUUUGGCAAAUACCUGACGGUGGAAUCGGUGAGGGACCUUUGACCGAUUCCAUUGCAACAUUAAUCGGGCAUCAACGUCGUGUAAAUCUUGUUAUGUGGCACCCUACGGCUCAGGGCGCUGAUAAUGUUAUUAUCCUGUGGAAUACAAUGACCCAAUCUACACUCAUGUCUGUCGAGCUUCCGAAUUCCGUCACCUGCCUUAGUUUUAAUUACAACGGUUCCAAGUUGGCGGCUUGCUGUAAGGAUGGAAAAACACGCAUACUUAAUCCGAGAACCGGAGAUGUAAUUCAUACUGGCACUUGUCAUGAGGGUAAAAAGCCACAAAUGUGUGUCUUUUUGGGCAAAGAUCGUCUCUUUACUACGGGUUUUUCGAAGAUGAGCGAACGCCAACUGGCCCUUUGGGAUUCUGAUAAUUUAAGUGAAUGCCUCUGGCGACAGGAGCUGGACAUCACAAAUGGUGUCCUCUUUCCCUUUUACGACAUCGACACAAAUCUUAUCUUCGUUUGUGGCAAGGGGGACAGCACAGUGCGUUACUUUGAGUAUUGUCCAGAUGAAAAACAAGUUUACUACCUGAGCCGCUACGACAGCACCGAUCCCCAGCGUGGGUUCGCCUUCAUGCCGAAGCUGGGCUUGAACGUGAGCGCCUGUGAGAUUGCGCGUAUGUACAAGCUGCACAACAAGAACUGGUGCGAGGUCAUUCCUUUUACUGUGCCGCGUAAGUCUGGCCUCUUCCAGGAGGACCUCUACCCGGACACCGUCGCCCCCGUCGCUGCCCUCUCUGCCGAAGACUGGUUCAACGGCAAUGAUGCUGAUCCCAUCAAGGUAGGCCAUCUCUGUCACUUUUCAAAAGCGAUGUUUCCUGGACUCAAAAGUACCUCUGUUACUGUUGAAUACUCGGUAUCUGUCAAGGAGGCCAGCAACGUUCAGAAUUCGAGCUUCAUAAUCCAAUCACAGCCAACUUCCAGGCCCAUGUCGCACGUGGACGCACCGACGGAGGCGAAGGCGCGCGCUCCGCCGGUGACGGACACCCGCACCUCCCACAGCGCCCACCUUGAAUGCGCCGCCACCAUCGAGCAGCUGAGUCAGGUGAUCGACAAACUCGUGGACCGGGUCAAGUCCCUCGAGGCGCGGGUCCUGCAUUUGGAGGGUCACGGGGACGACGAAAGCGACGACAGCGAAAGUGAGGCCACCAGGUCUAGCACUUUCGAACGCAUCUAA